AUGUUUCAGUCUAAAGCAGUAGCUGUCUGUCUGAUUCUUCUCCUUGGCAGUACACUAACUGAAGCUGGUGCUAAGGCCAUCUCAAAGAGGCAUGUCCGUCGUGACUGGCUGAUCUUGCCCGAUGCAAUUGCAUUUUAUGUGUAUAAGGCUGUGGACAAAAUGUCCCCCCAAACUGCAGAGUUGUUGGCAAAAGCUGUCCAGACUCCAUUCAUUCUUGAUACAAGGAACUACCUGAUAAAGGCCACAGCUCAAAUCACUGUGCAAGCUGAAGAAGCAUGGGCAAAAGUGACGGAGAAAGUAUCUGGCUUCUGGCAACAGCAGGAGAAAGGCCCAGCCCAGCCAUAG
Messenger RNA from Euleptes europaea (tarantolino), 345 nucleotides. Its product is annotated as apovitellenin-1-like. Gene Ontology annotation, cellular component: chylomicron. Gene Ontology annotation, molecular function: enzyme inhibitor activity. The transcript is spliced from 3 exons. Bases 1 to 345 code for a protein of 114 amino acids. Gene Ontology annotation, biological process: lipid metabolic process. Lineage: Eukaryota; Metazoa; Chordata; Lepidosauria; Squamata; Sphaerodactylidae. The record is from RefSeq and is a predicted model, not a curated record.